CAGUCUCAUCGCUUGUGGGCGAGGCUGUUUUCUUCCCAACCCCCUGGUAAUGCCUCCUCUGGGACCUGGGCCUGAGGUUGUAAUAAAUGCCCAGCAGAGCUGCGGUCCAGCACCCUGGGUCCUCCCCACCUCCGCUAGCCUGCCGCGCUCCCCGCCCUGGCACCGGCGUCAUGCUCUGGAAGGCCCUGCUCCUCUCCGCCUGCUUUGCCCUGGUGGUGACUUACCCCGCACUGCUUCAGGAAUUCAUCACUGACUUAGAGUCAACCACUGUCCUGGAGUCAACCACUGACCCAGAGUCGACCACUGGCCUAGAUUUGACUACUGGCCUACAGUGGACCACUGGCCUAGAGUUGACCACUGGCCUAGAGUUGACUACUGGCCUAGAGUUGACCACUGGCCUAGAGUUGACUACUGACCCAGAGUCGACCAUUGGCCCAGAGUUGACCACUGACCCAGAGUCGACCACUGGCCUAGAUUUGACCACUGGCCUAGAGUUGACCACUGGCCUAGAGUCAACCACUGACCCAGAGUCGACCACUGGCUCAGAGUCGACCACUGGCCUAGAGCUGACCACUGGCUCAGAGUCGACCACUGAUCCAGAGUCGACCACUGGCCUACAGUUGACCACUGACCCAGAAUUGACCACUGGCUUAGAGUCGACUGCUGACCCAGAGUCGACCACUGGCCUACAGUGGGCCACUGGCUUAGAGUCAACCACUGACCCAGAGUCGACCACUGGCCUAGAGUCGACCACUGACCCAGAGUCAACCACUGGCCUAGAGUCGACCACUGACCCAGAGUCGACCACUGACCCAGAGUCGACCACUGGCCUAGAGUCGACCACUGACCUGUCAGACUUGACCACGCACCAUGACUUCACUGAAGAUGCACAAACAACAACUGACGUGUAUUUGGAGAACACACAGACUUUUGAAUUGCCUACUAAUGUGGGAUUAAACACCCUGAGCUCUAAGGAAGAAGCCACUGAGGUCACAGAGGAGCCCAGCACCUCCACGGGAAGCAACGAGUAUAACACAGUGUUUUUUGUUUAGAAAAUGAAGCAGAUUCUCAUUACCUGUGACCAUCGCUCUACUAACCACAACAUUCUAAGAAGAUUCUGAGCCUCUGAACAAGCCUUCCAUUCCAUUAUAGGAGCUUGAAUAAUUGUAAAAGACUAGACUAGUGAGACAUCGGAGGUACCUACUUGAGGAUAAACAGAGUGGCAGGAAUUAUACACAGACAGAAGAGGGGCAUCUCUUAACCAUGUCCCAUUUAAUAUGGGCUCAAUAAAUGUUCAUUUGUACUAAA
Aethalodelphis obliquidens (Pacific white-sided dolphin) is the source of this 1308-nucleotide messenger RNA. RefSeq names its product integumentary mucin A.1-like. Bases 87 to 1052 code for a protein of 321 amino acids. Lineage: Eukaryota; Metazoa; Chordata; Mammalia; Artiodactyla; Delphinidae. The transcript has 5 exons. The record is from RefSeq and is a predicted model, not a curated record.